AUAGGAAGCGGGACCUACCCUCCCGUCGCCAUUUUUCGGUCUCGUACUUGCACUUCUGGUGGCUCGGGUGAGGGGGGGGACGAGCAGAAAUAAGGGAAAGUAUAAAAUAUAUAAUCGUUAAGCCGGGAUCCCUCGUGAGCAGUCAUAGCACGCGAGAGCUACAGUAUAACGUACUGGUUCCUGAGAUGCACGCGCAGGAGACGAGCCGCUGCUGUGAAAUAUUUUUUUGUGUGAAGACGUGUUGCGGGCCGCCAUUUUUUUGCCGUGCUGCCUCAAAAGUCUGCUCCGACUCGAGAAAGGGAAUUCAAAAACGCAUUUCCAUGACGUGUGCCUUACCAUAAGAUCAAGAAGAUACAAACUAAUCAUUUCGUUUCCGACCCGCGGCUACUGGCAACCUUUAGCAGACAUGAGGAUUUAACAGAUGAAAAGCUGAGGCCACCUUUUCCGUUCUCGUAACUGACACUGACUGGAGGAGAUACGUUAUUAGAAGAGAAGCCUGGUGUUUUAUCGGAAGGCGGAACGAAAAAGGGAAGCUUUAUUGAUUUGGUGCUUCGGUCUUCGUCGAUGUUUGUCUGUCACAUGUCAACUGCUCGGUUUGAUUCAUCUGAUCGGUCCGCCUGGUAUUUUGGACCCGUGUCACGACAAGAGGCACAGAAUAGGUUACAAGGACAGAGACAUGGCAUGUUUCUUGUUCGAGACUCGUCGACGUGCCCCGGCGACUACGUGCUGUCAGUAUCUGAAAACUCCAAAGUGUCUCACUAUAUCAUCAACUCUUUGCCCAGCAAGAGGUUUAAGAUAGGCGACCAAGAGUUUGAGCACCUCCCUGCUCUCCUGGAGUUCUACAAAAUCCACUACCUGGAUACGACCACGCUGAUAGAGCCAGCCCCCAGGUACCCAAGCACAGUGAGUUGUCCCAUCCAGCCCAUUGGUGGCCCAGAGGAGAACCUGGAGUAUGUGCGGACUCUAUAUGACUUCACUGGCAGUGAUGCAGAGGACCUUCCCUUCAAGAAGGGGGAGAUCCUUAUCAUCCUGGAGAAGCCAGAGGAGCAGUGGUGGAGCGCCAAGAGUAAAGAGGGACGUGUCGGGAUGAUCCCUGUGCCCUAUGUGGAGAAAUUAGUACGACCUUCACCUCACCCUGGCCAGCCUUCCCAUGGAUCUCGCAACUCCAACAGCUAUGGAAUCCCUGAGCCCUCCCACGCCCUCGUCCACGCCUAUGCCCAGCCCCAGACACCUUCGCCAUUGCCUCCUGGAACACCUGGAGCAGUUAUCACCCCACUACCAUCCAUGCAGAAUGGCCCCGUCAUGGCAAAGGCCAUCCAGAAACGAGUGCCAUGCGCCUAUGACAAAACAGCUCUUGCUCUAGAGGUUGGUGACAUCGUCAAGGUUACACGGAUGAACAUCAGCGGCCAAUGGGAGGGAGAGGUGAACGGACGGAGGGGUCUCUUCCCAUUCACCCAUGUCAAAAUCAUAGACCCCCAGAAUCCGGAUGAGAGUGACUGACCUAAGAGUUCGACUGGACCCUCUCGCCAGUAUCGACCUGUACCUGAAUGUGCUGGCUCUCUCCACCUUUCCCGCCAGUGUCACCAUGGUUACAUGCUUGCCUGCUUGGGGGCUGUACAAUGAUAGCGACCCCUCUGUUGUUGCCAACCGUUGCAAGGCUUUCUGACUGUUUACAGCUUUGGACAUUGGAUCCAAACUAAAACCUGACCCCACUUCUCCCAGUUCCCUUUCCCAUGUCUUGAUUCCAGGCUGGGCAGGGUUUUUGCAUAUGUGUCCUUUUUCUUUCCAGAUCACUGGGCAUCAGUGUGAGUGUGAGUGUGUGUGCGUGUGUGUGCGCGUGCGAGUUCACAAUGGAUAUUUACCACAUUACAUGACAACAUGUUUUUUAUUUGAUUUCUCUGAAUAUUUGUUAUGUUUGAAGUCUCUAGGGACUUUAGAACGUGUUUGUGUGUGUUUCUGUUGAUGUGAGGAUAUUUGUACGAAGUAGAGAAAGAAAUAUCCCUAUGGACUUGGGAGAGCACUGAGGAGCUAACCAGCCAGUCAAAUGUUAUUUCUCCAAACAAUCAAGUCACUGUUGUACCAUAACCAUCACACAAGCGCACACAUGUACACACACAUGUUCACACACAUACACACACACACACACACACACACACGUAUUGGCCAUGAGUGAUUCGGGUUGACAGGUUUUUGAUAUGUAUGUGAUGUGUGACUGGAGUCAGGAGGAAGCAGGAGAGAUGGGUUUGUGGAGGAUCUAGGAUGUAGCGUGACAUAGAUCCCAUGAUCCCAACCGCUCUUCAACCUGGCACAAGUCUGGCUGACAAGACUUAUUUAUCUUUUGUUAAUAAGACAAGACACAGCCAUAUGUGAUCAUCUUUUUCUUAUUUGUGCCACAUGAUCAAUAAUAAUUUUUGUUGUUUUUUAGUUUAUUUGUGAGAUUGAGAAGAUGUAUGGUAGAGGGGUAACUUUGCAUGUCCACUUGGUACCUCUCUUUACUGUCCUUAUUAUUUUGAACUUAAAGGACAUUGCUUAGAGUUUAGCAGGUUUUUAGUGCCAACAGCAUCAAGCACUAGAAGAUAUAUUUCAACUUUCUGCAUAGGAGUGCAAAGCUUUGAACAGAUUUUCAAAAGUCAAAUAGCAAUGGCAGUAGCCCUUGGCAGCACUUCCCACAAGCAUCUGACUAGCUAAAAACUUAGUGUCGGCACGAGGACUGAAGGCUUUCCACUGAGGUGAGAAACUCCACUCUUAGUGGUGUAGGUCAGGGAAGGAGGAAAUGUCUCAGCAAACCAAUAAGAUCCCAUCAAUGCCUUUUUCAGAGAGUAAGAUAAAUGCAUCUUUUAGCGCAUGCAAUCCCCUCUCAAACCUUAUGUUUUUAAUAUGAUGUUACUCCUGUCAAUUUAGGAUUUCAACCAGCUUUAUUCCUUAAAUAUUUGGCGUGUGCACAAUUUUUGUCUCUCUUUAUGCAAACAGACUCUAUUGGAGUAGUGGAAAGCAUCUCUGUUCAUACUGUGCUGCAACCAAUUCUGUUUGAUCGGUAGGAGCCAGUAGGAGGAUUAAACAGUUGACCAGACAGUGUCGACCCCUAGAUUUCUGCUGUAAAAAUGAACUGUUUCACCGCCUUUCUCUCCUAGUGCUUUCCAUUCAAAUUAUUGCUCGGCCGUUCACUCAGAGUAAAAUUGUGCAGCUUUUAGUUGUAUCCCAAAUUUGUUUUUGUCUUUUGUUAGUUUGUAGUCAGCUAUUAAAACAAGCAGUUUUGUUAAAAUUAUUGAUGUUAUUAAACAAAAGUACCUACGGUGACAUUUACAAAAGGGAAAAAUGCCUGCUGGUUGCCUCUGUGCAUGACCUCUUGGCCAGGGAGAUGGUUCUGCCUGGCCAAAUGCUGCUUAAUGUCAUUUAUGUCCUUAUUAAAUCAAGGUUUCUGUUAUUUUAAUCCCUCCUGCUCUGUGCAAACAAACCAGUGUGGGUUUUCCUCAUCACACUUAAUGAAAUCUACUAAUUAAGCAAUACACCCUGAUUAUUUCCUUUCUUGAGGUGAACUUGCUUUUCUCAUGCUUCUGAGUUGUUUUGUAAUGGCAUUAACAGUAUUACUGUGCUCUCUUCUCAUAUUCUAGGAAAGCCUGUCUUUUACUUAAGAAUUGAAAAUUGUGCCUUUUAUUUUCUUAUACCAUUUACAUGUGUUAAUAUUUCCCAUAGUUAACACCUGUGCUGGUAUUGACCCUUUAUGUACAGAACAAGUAAAUAAAAUUUACGUCUACUUCUUUAA
This is a messenger RNA of Siniperca chuatsi (mandarin fish), 3763 nucleotides long. RefSeq names its product v-crk avian sarcoma virus CT10 oncogene homolog-like (gene crkl). The coding region runs from base 565 to 1500 and encodes 311 amino acids. The record is from RefSeq and is a predicted model, not a curated record. Gene Ontology annotation, biological process: positive regulation of ERK1 and ERK2 cascade. Gene Ontology annotation, molecular function: protein binding. The transcript has 4 exons. Lineage: Eukaryota; Metazoa; Chordata; Actinopteri; Centrarchiformes; Sinipercidae.